Messenger RNA from Ambispora leptoticha, 720 nucleotides. NCBI's taxonomy places the organism in Eukaryota, Fungi, Glomeromycota, Glomeromycetes, Archaeosporales, Ambisporaceae. The record is from the annotation of a GenBank genome assembly.
AUGGACAUCUGGGAUCGAAAAACGCUGAAAAAACUCGUCACGAUCGAGGCGCCAAAUUCGUCAGAGUGUGCGUGGUCGCCUGAUGGCCGGUUUAUUAUGACGGCGACGCUUAGUCCACGAUUACGUGUCGAUAACGGGUAUAAGAUAUGGCAUUAUACUGGCGUUUUGGUAUAUGCUAGGAAUAUCAAUGAGUUGUUGCAGGUUGGAUGGCGUCCCGCCAGUGUCGAACUAUAUCCCAUGCGAUCCUCGUUGUCUCCUGCUCCUCCCGCCGCGAAAAAUAUACAAGAGUUUGCUGUCAAGUCAACUCCAAAAGGAGCUUAUAGGCCUCCACAUGCACGCGGUCAGGCGACACCCGAUCAUUUCAAGCGCGAAGACGAAACAACGUUAAAAUCACCGACCCACCAGAAUGGCCUCAAGAGCGUAUCAACGAAUGCUACUAAUGCAGAAUCAUUGUCAAAAGCGGCUGCUAAAAAUAAAAAGAGAGCUGCCAAAAAGAAGAGGGAGGAAAAUGGCAGUAGUAGCAGUGUGGCUUCUGUUGUUGAGCCAGCAGAUGUAUUAAUCACAAAUAACCAUAGUAAUAAUCUGCCAUCGUCACAAUCGGGCACUAAUACUACAUUAAGUGAGACGGAAAAGAAAAUUCGUAAUUUGACCAAAAAGUUACGACAGAUUGCCGAACUUAAGGAACGGCAGACAAAUGGAGAAAAAUUGGAGCAGACACAG